AUGGAGACUAGACAAAGACGUGCUCGGGACUGUGGGCGAGAAUCUAGGCAAGUUCAAGACCAAGGAGAGGAACAAGGUUCUGUGGCGAAUCAGAACCAGGGACCCCGAGGAGAUGGAGGGAACCAGGUAGCUACGACUAUCAAUCGAAUGACUGACUUACUGGCUCGCUUGGUUGACCAGCAGGGUCAAGUACCUGGUAACCAACAAAGGGACCCUGAAGUAGGUGAGGACAGGGCCCUGGAUAGGUUCCAAAAGUUUGCUCCUCCAAAAUUUCUUGGAGGACCUGAACCCGAAAUUGCUGAGAAUUGGUUCGAGCAAAUGGAAGAUAUAUUCGCCGCGCUACAUUACACUGAAGAGAGGCAAGUUACCUUCGCCGUUUUUCAGCUGGAAGGCGUAGCCCGUUCCUGGUGGAACGUAGUACGGGCAAAGUGGCAUAGGGAGCAAACUCCCCAUACUUGGCUUAACUUUACUAGAGAAUUUAAUGAAAAAUUCCUUUCGCCCUUAAUCCAGGAGAAAAGGGAGGACGAGUUUAUCAAGCUGCGUCAAGGUGCUUCAAGUAUAGCAGAAUAUGAGACUCAGUUUACUCGACUCUCCAAGUUUGCCCCAGAAUUGGUGUUUAGUGAACAAAAGCGCAUAAGGCGAUUUGUACAAGGAUUGAAUGUGGAAAUUCAGAAGGAUUUGGCUGCCGCUCAAAUUGAUACUUUCAAGGAUUCUCUCGAAAAGGCUCAACGAGUAGAGCAAGCCCGAUUUCAAGUUCGGACCUUUCAAGCUAAGAAGCGUGGUGCAUCUAGUAGUACUCCUGGGCGAGGUGAUCAGAAUUUGCCACCUCCUAAGUUUGGAAGAGGUGCGGGUGGAGCCUGA
Coffea arabica (coffee) is the source of this 861-nucleotide messenger RNA. The record is from RefSeq and is a predicted model, not a curated record. Lineage: Eukaryota; Viridiplantae; Streptophyta; Magnoliopsida; Gentianales; Rubiaceae.